Messenger RNA from Carica papaya (papaya), 2279 nucleotides. The record is from RefSeq and is a predicted model, not a curated record. Lineage: Eukaryota; Viridiplantae; Streptophyta; Magnoliopsida; Brassicales; Caricaceae.
GCAAGGAAUAUGACUGUUGUAAAGACAUGUUUUUGUGAUUGUUUUUCAUAUUGCACUUUUUUUUUUGUUUUGUUUUUAAAUUGUCUUCACCUGUUUCAGGUUGCAGCCUUCAGAGCCAUGGUCAAUAUCUUGACUCGUGUACAGCAAGAAUCCAUUGAUGAUGCUGAACGGAAUCGUUUUUUGGUUACGUAUGUUGAUUAUGCUUUUGAUGACUUUGGAGGCCGUCAGCCACCAGUUUAUCCAGGAUUGUCUACUGUGUGGGGUAGCCUGGCCCGUAGCAAGGCUAAAGGUUACCGUGUUGGUCCAGUAUAUGAUGAUGUUUUAGCGAUGGCUUGGUUUUUCCUUGAGUUAAUCAUCAAGUCAAUGGCAUUGGAGCAAGCACGCCUUUUCUACAAUACUCUUCCACCAGGAGAGGAUGUGCCACCCAUGCAACUAAAAGAGGGUGUGUUCAGAUGCAUAAUGCAGUUGUACGAUUGUCUUCUGACAGAAGUGUAUGAGCGCUGUAAGAAGGGCUUAAACUUGGCAAAACGUUUGAAUAGCAGUUUGGCCUUCUUUUGUUAUGAUCUUUUAUCUAUCAUUGAGCCUCGCCAAGUUUUUGAAUUGGUUUCUUUGUACCUGGACAAGUUUUCUGGAGUAUGUCAGUCAGUGCUGCAUGAAUGCAAACUCAUAUUUUUGCAGAUAAUCUGUGAUCAUGAUCUUUUUGUUGAAAUGCCUGGGAGAGACCCUUCGGAUAGGAACUACCUUUCAUCUGUCUUAAUACAAGAACUUUUUCUCACAUGGGAUCAUGAUGAUCUAUCUCAGCGAUCAAAGGCAGCAAGAAUUUUGGUCAUCCUCUUGUGCAAGCAUGAGUUUGAUGCUCGAUACCAGAAGCUUGAGGAUAAGUUGUAUAUAACACAGCUAUAUUUUCCACUUAUUGGCCAGAUCCUCGAUGAAAUGCCUGUCUUUUACAACCUAAAUGCUGUUGAAAAGCGUGAAGUGUUAAUUGUCAUAUUGCAAAUUGUGCGCAAUCUAGAUGAUUCUUCACUUGUCAAAGCAUGGCAACAAAGCAUUGCUCGAACUAGAUUAUUCUUCAAGCUCAUGGAGGAAAGUUUGAUGCUUUUUGAGCACCGAAAACCUGCUGAUGGCAUGCUUAUGGGAAGCAGUUCUCGGAGCCCUGUUGGAGAGGGGCCUGCUUCCCCCAAGUACUCUGAUAGACUUUCUCCUGCAAUCAAUAAUUAUCUUUCUGAGGCCUCUCGACAAGAAGUCAGGCCUCAGGGAACACCUGAUAAUGGUUAUUUAUGGCAGAGAGUGAAUUCCCAGUUGAGUUCCCCCACUCAACCAUAUUCCCUUAGAGAAGCUCUGGCCCAGGCACAAUCUUCUCGGAUUGGAGCUUCUGCUCAAGCACUGAGAGAAUCUUUGCACCCAAUAUUGAGACAAAAACUGGAACUAUGGGAAGAAAAUUUGAGUGCUGCUGUCAGUCUUCAGGUUUUGGAAAUAGCUGAGAAAUUUGCUAUGAUGGCUGCAUCCCAUAGCAUUGCUACUGAUUAUGGAAAACUUGACUGCAUCACAGUCAUAAUUAUGAGUUUCUUUUCACGAAAUCAGCCUCUAGCUUUUUGGAAGGCUUUCUUUCCUGUGUUCAACCAUGUUUUUGAUCUUCAUGGGGCAACUCUAAUGGCCAGGGAGAAUGACCGCUUCUUAAAGCAAGUUGCUUUCCAUCUUCUUCGACUGGCUGUUUUCCGAAAUGAUAGUAUCAGAAAAAAGAGCUGUUAUAGGGCUUCAGAUACUCGUCAGGAGUUCUUUCUAUUUUAUCCAAACUGCAAGAUUGAGGGUCAUGUUGACUAUCACGUUGUCAGAGCUAAUGUCGGACAUCCAAGUGACACAGAUGAAAUCCGAUGGAACACUAGAAGAGAGUGGUGAGGCUCGGCGGCUUCGAAAAUCUUUGGAGGAAAUGGCAGAUGAAGCUAAGAGUCCCAACCUAUUGAGGGAAUGUGGACUUCCUGAGAGUGCUCUUUCAGCGAUUCCAGAUGGAUUUACAGAAAACAAAUGGUCAUGGUCAGAAGUAAAAUGUCUUUCGGACAGUCUUCUUCUGGCCCUUGAUGCUAGCCUGGAGCAUGCCCUUCUGGGCUCUAUGAUGAGUAUGGAUAGAUAUGCUGCUGCAGAGAGCUUCUACAAACUUGCUUUGGCAUUUGCUCCAGUCCCAGAUCUUCACAUAAUGUGGUUGCUGCAUUUAUGUGAUGCACAUCAGGAAAUGCAAUCUUGGGCUGAAGCUGCACAGUGUGCUGUAGCUGUUGCUGGUGUUG